GUAGAUUCUGAUCCUGUAGCUUAGCUGGUCCUGCUCUCUUCGUGCCAUUGGAAAUGAAGAUGUUGAACUUCCUCCACCAUAGGACAUAAAGACGCUGCUGUCUUUGUAAGACCAACAUCCUUGUUGCGCAGCCGGUCGUUUCUUGCUGAAGAAGAACCUCUUCUUCCGACCCUGAAUCCACCUGAUCAAGAAAUGCCCCGCGACGCACAACAGGCAAGGGUGGGCGGCGGCGGCGGGAGUCCAGGGGAAGCAGGCAGCGAGAGCGGCGGCAGCAAUGCCUCCUCCAGGGGUAGCAAGGGCAAGUCGCGGCUCGUAUCACACAGAAGAUGAGACGCUAGCAUUUACUAUGCUAGCGUAACAAGAGACAGAACAAAAGUAAACAAGAGACAGAACAAAAGUAAAGCAUGUCGUCUUGCAUUCUAGCCUGAACACAAAACAACGCUAUGGCUAGUAUGGGUCCGCCGUCCACGACGCAUCAUGCAGUUCUUUUCCCUUUCGCAGUAUAAACCACAUGCCAUGCUAGCUUUUUUCUCUGGGAUAGCUUGCAGCACACGGGGAGAAAAUGCGGCUGCUGAAACACGGAUCCACGGACCCCAUUCUAUCGUAUGGAAAAACUUCUUCUGCUUCGACGCUGUAUUAAAACAAAAAUGUUUUAUUUCUCUGCAGCAUCUGCGUCUGCCUGAUACAGAUACUGAUUUCGCGUGACAGAGAAUCCCUGUCAGCACGCGGAAUUUUCCCGUAUAGCAUUUUAUCUCUGAGACGAAAUUGAAAUGCUAUAGAUACGGGCCGAAAAAUACUGUUACGAACGGCUUUGCUUGCAUUGGAGCAACACAGUUCGCUGCGUGCUCGUCCUCUGCAAUGCAAGUUCACAACGGAGCUGCAGUUUUUUCCUGCGAUAACUCCCCCCGAUCUCCUACAGCGAGAUGUGUUUUUUCACCCUGGUGUUAUGUGUCGGCUUCUACGUGUUGGUAUGCAUUCAGCAAAUUUCGAUCUGGGUCGGAAAAAUAAGAUGGUCGUGCUGUUUUUUGUAAGAUGGCAGAGAAGUAAGUGGUCCUGGUCGUCCCUUGUUCACGGCAUUAUGACAGGAGUCUAUGCGUACAUCCAAGAAGGACACCGGCGUGAGUACAACAAAAAAGAACGCCACACCUCUACUCCAUGGUGCGCAUCACAGAUCUUUGUGUCUUUCGCACGUUGGAUGACAUGUUUUUGAAGCGGUGUAAGUAGUAGUCCGUCGGGCAUGCAUGAGAGAUCCAGACAUGUUUGCAAUGCAUAGCCGAGCUUCGUCGUGGAACCUCAGGGCCAUGAUUGCCCGCGCCAGAUACAGUAUCAUGAGAAAAAACCUGCAGUCUCUACGACUUGCACUGCGGGCAUUUUUUCUGCUUCACCUUGAGACACUUAUUUUUCGUCAUGCUAAAUGAAAUGCAGGAAGGGCAUUAUAUUAGUUCAUAUUUGUUCUGUUUUCCAGUGCGUUUGACGCAACAUUUUCUAUGUAUAGAGGUUUUGCUCGCUCCGCGUAGCGAAUAGGAUUUUCAUGCAUCUACAAGAAAGGUUUGAGACUGAGGCAUUUUUUUUUCUUGGAUAUGUAGCAAUGCCUACACCUGGGCAAGGACGAGACGGAGGAGGUACGAGAUCAGGGGCUCGCGCUUUGAUACAAUUGUGCAUGCGAACCAUCACACUACCUACUGACUGAUGCAAAAACAACAGCAACUCGAAUUCUCUGUAAGGUAACCUGCGAGAUUCCCGGUGGGCAGCAUGAUCAAGUGACGGCGGCGACAAAGUGCAGUAACGGGUACGGAAAAAAAAGCGAUUUACACUUCUUGUCAGCAUGCGGCUUUUUGUCAUACUCAACCAAGUGAGAAGUGGCAUGAAGUCGGGCCUUAUGAGCUUUGUUCUGGUGAUUAUUUAGUAUUCCUACUUACUUAGUAUGCUGAAAAACUACAAUGGCCACGAACACUGCGCAUGUUGACAUCAAGAAGUCACUUUUAGCUUUUUGACUGAAUACGGGGGCCCAGAAUAUCAUGUUUCAUAUGCUGAAGAAAAGCGCAGGUAACAGAGCGACGCGGCAUUAAUUUUUCUUCUCAAAUAAAUGAACUCUAGAAUUUCAUGUUGAGGAUGAGAAUGAAUAAGAUCGCCACGUCGUGGUGCGUCGUGCGAACAAAAAUGCUCUCUUAGCUGCGAUUUUCUGCAUGAUAUGGGACUGCAUGGACAAGCGAUACGAUUUGUGUGGGAAAAUAUGGAGGUGCUUGCAUAGAAAAGCUACUGGCCUCGCACUUCAAGAACGGCAUUUUGCAAUCCUAUCUCGUCCAGUACAUUUCUACAGAUUUUUGUGUUGAUUUUUCUAUGCGUCCAAGUGAUAGCCCUGGAGGCCCUUUGCAAAGCAAUCACCAUGAUACUUGGAGGCUGCGGAAGACGAAGACGUCGAUGAAGAACUGCAUAUCAGAGACGGCCAAGAAAUAAAUGAAUUAUGCAUCGAUAGUGCGAAAAAUUGUGGCUUCCUUUUCCAAUCUGUCUCCAUAGUUCCGUGGUAAGCCUUUGAAAUGGACUUGGGAUGACGGGAUACCCCUGCAGAAAAGCCUCGAGAACAAGGAGAAAAAUGAGGCGGGAAAAAAGAAGGACGAAAAAGAGGGGGCGUCGUCCUCGGGUGGGGGCGAAAAAAAGGGUAAAACAAGGAAUCAAGUUAAGAUCAUGGAAUCAAGUUACUUGGAAUCAAGUUAAACCUGGAAUCAAGUUAAUUGGAAUCAAGUUGAACCUGGAAUCCCGUUACAUGGAAUCAAGUUACUUCCUGGAAUCAAGUUGAAUGGAAUCAAAUAAACCAUUACAGCUUCAUCCUCGUCAGCCCUCCUCCUCGUAUUGCCUCACCUUGGAAGAGUCUGGCGCUCUUUCUAGGCUUUGUGACUGCCAUACCCUCGUGCCUAAAGUUCUUCGCUCUGUUUGUUUCAAACGCGGCCACGUUUAUCACAGGUUGCUGGCUUUGUUUUCUGUAUCUGGUCAAUAGACGCGUGGCGAAUAACGUUAGACGGACGUUCCCGGGAUUCCAUUUCAUUGUGCGUCCUUCCUUCGGAAGGUGUAUGUCUCGGGGGAUUCCCUUUGCAUUUCGCCUUCCCUCGGAAGGUCCGUCCCUCUCGGAGUUCCAUGCUCGUUCCGCCUUCUCACUCUCGGAAGAUCACGAACCAUAUCUCUCGCGAUUCCACUUCCACUUCGCCUUCCUGCGCAGGUGUCUCGAGGAUUCCACUUCGGCACCUUCGCCUUCGGGAGAUCCGGAGUUUUUACCUUCGGAAGCACCGGAGCUUUGACCUUCGGAGGCUCCGAAGCUUAUUUACCUUCGGCAGCCCUGUACUUCUCGGUCUCGGAAGCUCUGGCGGAUCUUUUCCUGCGGAAGGUCCGUUGCUUCCCUUUCGGGGAAGUCGCAGUUGUUUUUAUUUCCUGGCUGGCGCGGAGCUUUCGCCAUCGCGUGCCGACUGGCGCGAGCUCACCUACACCUCCUGCGCGGCGCGGGCUCUUCAGAAUUUUUCUGCGCCCGGGCUCGCCGAGGCGUUUUGGAUUCGGUUUCGGAGCGCGCAACUUUGCCGCAGACAGGGGUUGGGCACGUCUACAGCCUUUGCGCCGGGGAGGCAGGGGCUCCAGAGUUUUCUUCACCUUCGGGAGGCAGGGACUGGCACGCCGGGGGGGCGGCCCUGGGGUUGUCGAGCUCCUGGCAAGAGAGAGAAAUACUGCGCCCUGGGCUCUGUUUCGCCUUCGCCUUGAACUUUCCCACGCCUCGGGGGGCCUGCCGUUUCUCAUGCAAGGGUCCCGGAUGCACCUUAGCUGGCCUCUCGGCCCGAAACUUUCCGCGGCUCAGAGAGGCCUACAAUUUUCCUGUGCGGGAGGCCCGGAACAACGUUUCCUGUCGGGGGACCCGGACCUUCUCCCUGUCGGGGGACCCGGACCCGGUUCCCGCCGGGGGGGCGUGGCGCUUUCUCGUAUGGAGGUUCUUGGCGGGGGGUUCGCGGCUUGCGGUUCAGUUGUGUCUGUCGUCUGCGGCAAUGGGCCCCAUGGGAAGUUCGUUGACAGACUUUGGAAGUGUCGAGCCUUCUCCCUAAAGUUCUCACGCAGAUGUUGUUCUGGCAAUGACUCGACUCCAUUCCGACUUCAUUCCGCGCAACGGGAUUCCAGGAAUCAACUUGAUUCCAGUCAACUUGAUUCCAGGAUCCAACUUGAUUCCAUGUAACUUGAUUCCAGUCACCAACGUGAUUCCAAGAAUUUGAGCAACUUGAUUCCUUGGACGUCCGAAAAAAAGGACGAAAAAGAGGCGUCGUCCUCGGGUGGGGGUGAAACAAAGGACAACAACGAAAAAAGCGCCCCCCUUGGUGUGCUUGUGAAGAAGUAAACGCAAGACGAAAAGAAGUGCAGCUGGAACUGCGCAGCACACCAGAAGCAGAUUUGAAAAUGGUGAAACAUACUCAUCAAGUUAUCACUUAGAUUUCCACUGAAUCUGAAGUGCUUCCUAGAAAUCUGAUGAUUCUACUUUUUUCAUCACGUUACAGUUUCUGUUAGUUGCGACAGCAGCAGAAGCAGACCGCAAUAAUACUCAUUGCCCACACAAAUUUUUCACACGAUAAAUGUAGGAUCAUCAUUCAAUAUGUUUAAACUGGUAGUCGAAUUUGAAUUCCCUUCGCUGCCACCUGCGUCACGGCCACGACCGCCGCGCCGCUAACUGCGAGCCCGCAAAAGUUCCAAGAAAAUAUAAUCCAUUUUCGUGCACCAGCUACGGGAUGGUCGAGGCACAAGUAGAAAGGAAAGAUAGAG
Amoebophrya sp. A120 is the source of this 4785-nucleotide messenger RNA. The record is from the annotation of a GenBank genome assembly. NCBI's taxonomy places the organism in Eukaryota, Dinophyceae, Syndiniales, Amoebophryaceae.